AUGUCUUUCAUUUCCUCCACCUCAAGCUCUAGUUCUUCUGAUUUCUCAAAUAACGUUGAAUUUGAUCGGUUAGUUGAUGAUUAUGCUGCUAACCACCUACCACAUAUUUUAAUUCCCCAAGACUCACCACAAGAAUUCCAGCUUAAUAAUGAUAUAGCAAAUGUCCCAGAGCCUAAAAGGGAUAGGGAAAGAGAAAAAGGGCAUGUGCAACUAUAUAACGAUUAUUUUGCGAGUAACGCAGUGUAUAACGACAACCAAUUCCGCCGUAGAUUUCGUAUGCAAAGAUCUUUGUUCUGGAAAGCUUGGUUUAUCACCGUUGUAGAAAUGCACCGCUGCAAUAAGAAUGGGGUUAUUACACAUUUUGAAAGUGAAUAUCUACGUAAACCUACAGAUGAAGAUCUAAGGAGAAUCCUUCACCAAAAUGAAUUGCGUGGGUUUCCAGGCAUGGUUGGUAGUAUAGAUUGCAUGCAUUGGGAGUGGAAGAAUUGUCCUACGGCUUGGAAAGCACAAUAUGCUGGUCGUAGCAAAACUGCAACCCUCAUUCUUGAAGCCGUUGCUGAUCAAGAUUUAUGGAUUUGGCAUGCGUUCUUUGGAAUGCCUGGCUCAUGUAAUUAUCUUAAUGUCCUUUACCGUUCACCGGUGUUUGAUGAUGUUUUACAAGGUCGUGCACCACCAAUAAAUUUUUGGGUUAACGGACAUCAAUAUAAGUUGGCCUACUACUUGGCAGAUGGGAUUUACCCGAGAUGGCCAACUUUUAUACAAGGUAUAACACAUCCUCAAGUUCAAAAAGACAAGUUGUUUGCUGAUCAACAAGCAGCAGUUCGGAAAGACGUUGAACGGGCUUUCGGAGUUUUACAAGCUAGGUUUUCUAUACUCCGACAACCAGCACUUGCAUACGACGAAGAUGUUCUUUGUGACAUUAUCAAAGCCUGUAUAAUAAUGCACAACAUGAUCGUCGAGGAUGAACGACACAACUACACCCGUGCAGAUGUUUUAAGACGGUACUACGAAGAAGAUGGACCACAACGUACAGCAGCGCGGCCGGGACCGAGCACAAGUGCCACGGUGAAUAACAACGAGCCAUUUGAAUUCAACGUUGGGCGGCCACCCAACAUUGAUUUCAACGCGUACUUUCAAAGGAGGAUUGCACUUCGUGAUAGAGAAAUUUAUUCGUCUCUCAAACAAGAUUUAGGAGAGCACAUAUGGCAGAACUUUCGUCAUAACACGGCCGAAUAA
This is a messenger RNA of Chenopodium quinoa (quinoa), 1236 nucleotides long. RefSeq lists its product as uncharacterized. Lineage: Eukaryota; Viridiplantae; Streptophyta; Magnoliopsida; Caryophyllales; Amaranthaceae. The record is from RefSeq and is a predicted model, not a curated record. The coding region runs from base 1 to 1236 and encodes 411 amino acids. The transcript is spliced from 2 exons.